GCACCACCUCAUACCUCUCACAUGUGCACUUCUCCCCGAACGUCCACCCUCAUCAACCCCCGACAAUGUCCUCCAAGGACUCCCACCUCUACAACCAACGCCCCCACAACCUCAAGCACGGCAAGGAAAUCUCCUCCUCCAACAGCCUCUCCUUCACCUCCCACCUCAGCUCCCUCAUCAACGCCCCCACCGCCCGCCCCUCCAAACCCACCUCCGCCCGCCUCAAACCCAAGAAAGACGACCUCUUCCGCAAACCCAACCGCAACACCGCCAAGCGCGCGAAGCUCGACCUCGACGACUCCGCCGACAGUCCGGCGUUCCAGCAGAAGCACACGACAGAUGGCGAGGGCGUGGACAGCGAGUUAUUGCGGCGCAGCAGGAAGAAGAUGGAGGAGAAGGCGCGCCUGUAUGCCGCUAUGAAGCGAGGCGAUGUGGACGACGUGGACGAGAAAUACACCGUCGACUUCGACCGGAAGUGGACGGAUGCUUACGAUGCCAACGACAAGGAUAACGAAGAUGACGACGAUGACGAUUCGGAGUUCGAUGAAACAGACAGGGAAAUCAUCACCUACACGGACGAGUUCGGGCGCACGCGAACGGGAACGCGCCUCGAGGCCGCACGCGUCCGGCGCGCCAUGGCCGCCCAAGAAGAUCUGCAGAGCGACAAGUACACCGCCCGGCCGUCUGCGCCUGUGAACAUCAUCCGCGGCGAUACCAUCCAGCACGCUGCCUUUCAACCAGACGCCGUAAUAGUGGAUCAGAUGGAGGCGUUGGCGCGGAAGCGCGACUCGUCACUUACGCCUCCGCCGGAGGAGCAUUUCGAUGGUCGGAAAGAAGUGAGGAGCAAAGGGACGGGCUUCUUCCACUUUAGCGGUGAUGGUGACGAGCGGAAACGGCAGAUGGAGGGGCUGGAAGCAGAGAGAGCGGAGACUGAACGAGUGCGGUCAGAGAGGGGGAAGAGGAAGGCGGAUGCGUUUUUGGACGAGCUGGGCGCGGAGUUGGAUGGGAGAGGGACGGCCGAAGAUGGAAAUGCUGCACCAUGAAGUUCAUGAUACCCUAUUAUAGUUCCCCAAUACGACCUCGAAACGCCCAAGAGCCUUGUUGACCUUUCUUGGCCCACCUGACCAAGCCC
Messenger RNA from Neohortaea acidophila, 1132 nucleotides. RefSeq lists its product as uncharacterized. The record is from RefSeq and is a predicted model, not a curated record. Gene Ontology annotation, cellular component: nucleus. Bases 66 to 1043 code for a protein of 325 amino acids. NCBI's taxonomy places the organism in Eukaryota, Fungi, Ascomycota, Dothideomycetes, Mycosphaerellales, Teratosphaeriaceae. The transcript has a single exon.